GCGGCUCCCGCGGCGGCUCCCGAUGGCUCGUCCGCGGCCCCGAGAAUACAAGGCUGGAGACCUGGUGUUCGCCAAAAUGAAGGGGUACCCGCACUGGCCGGCCCGGAUUGAUGAACUCCCUGAAGGAGCUGUGAAGCCUCCAGCAAAUAAAUACCCCAUCUUUUUUUUUGGGACUCAUGAAACUGCGUUCCUGGGGCCCAAAGACCUUUUCCCAUAUAAAGAAUACAAAGAUAAGUUUGGGAAGUCGAACAAACGAAAAGGAUUUAAUGAAGGCCUGUGGGAAAUAGAAAACAACCCUGGAGUAAAGUUUACUGGAUAUCAGGCAAUUCAGCAACAGAGCUCAUCAGAAACUGAGGGAGAAGGAGGAAAUACAGCAGAUGCCAGCAGUGAGGAGGAAGGUGAUCGGGUAGAAGAGGAUGGAAAAGGCAAAAGAAAGAAUGAAAAAGCAGGCUCAAAACGAAAAAAAUCCUACACUUCAAAGAAAUCCUCCAAGCAGUCACGGAAAUCUCCUGGAGAUGAAGAUGAUAAGGACUGCAAAGAGGAAGAAAAUAAGAGCAGCUCUGAUGCUGGGGAUGCAGGCAAUGACACAAGAAACACUUCUUCAGAUUUGCAGAAAACCAGUGAAGGGACUUAACCAACAUAAUGACUGCUGAAUAUUAAGGGAAAACACAAGAAGGUUACAUGUUUGGUUGUCUAAUAUUCUUGGAUUUGAUAUGAGUCAUCACAUCUGUUCAUUAGUAUCAUCAACAGCAUCCCAGUUUGUAUGCACAUUAUUCACAUUCCUAUCUGUUGUGUUUGCAGAAAUGACAUUUUACCCUUUUUUCUAAGGGUUGCGUUUCGAUUUUCAUAUUAUCUGGUUGCAUGAAGUUGCCCUUUCCCAGUGGCUGAGGUUUAUGAAGAUGCCGCGUACUUGAACAUGUUUUAGAUCCCUUUUCUAAACAGAAAAGGUGUAACUCCAGAUUAUAUCAUUCUAUAUCAGCAUUUUUUUUAAACACAAGUAAAUCUUGGCAAAGAGUCCCUUCCAUACAACGCUACAGUAUUUUCCACCCACAGACAUUAGUUUAAAUUUCCCUAUGGCCAUGCUUUCUUGGGUUUUGAUCCGUUUACAACAUGAAAGAAAAAAUCUUUUUGCGUUGAGAUCACCACCAAGUUCAAUAAUGUAAUACAAUACCUUUCCUUCCUAGAAGUACCUAGCUAGUUAUACUCUUAAUACUUCUCAAAAUCAUGAUGUAAUGUACACUAUCUGACUUAGUUCCUAUAUGUGAAGUUAGUGAAAGUCUUUUUGUGUUUCUUUAGAUUAAUACAAGGAUUUUUUCCAAUGCCAACACAAUUUGAGAUCAUUCAUUUGGAUGCUUUCCACUUUUAAGCUUACUGUGAUAUAGAACCCUAUGGGAAACCAAAAGAAAACAUCGAUUUUAAUUAAUGAAAGGCUUAAAAAGGAUGCUGUCAUUCUGGCUUUUUUUUCCUUUUGGAAAUAGAACUAGACUAGUAAGUAAGCAUUCCAAAUCCAUUAUUCUGUGUACAUUAUUGUUGCUAUUGUGAUAAUAGAGAUUUUUAUUUAUUUUUAUGCCAGCUUUUAUUGUGAAAACAUAUUUAGUCUGGUUUUAUCAAUCCUUGUUAUGCUUGUCCUUGGAACAUCUUUUGCGUAUUCAAGGUUUGUAGUUGACGAGUUUACUGUAAAAAACUAAAAAAAAAAAAAAAAAAACCCACAACAAAAAAACAAAAAACGAAACAAAAAGAAAACAAAAAAAUGUAUUGUUUUUACAGAAUAAAUUUAUUGGAAUGUGUAUUGGGAGUAAGGUUUGAGGUUGUAAGCAACUAAGUUAGCGUCAUAUUUGGCUUCAUACGUGUAAUAAUGUGAGGUAUUAAUGUAAGUCAAGUAUUAAAGCAAAACAUUCUGUUAACAUGAGUUGACCAUAAUAGAUACAAGUGCAGGUGAGAUCUUUAUUUUUUCUGUACUUUGCCUUUUCUGGAUAACAGGAGGUUAUUAAAUUCACCUUGAAUGUAUUCAAAGUUUCUUUAAAAACAUUAGAAGUGACAUUAGAGGUGCAAAUGUCUGUGAGACAUCGCGUUGUUGCAGCCCAACAGCUCAGGGCUUGUUUUCUUGGGAGGACGGGGUUGGAGCUGUCCCAGAUUCGAGCGCACGUGGAAGGAUUCCACACCAGGGAGGUUGGGUGCUUGAAGGAAACCAUUGCUUAAGUUCCCUUUUACCGAGAAGCACUGACAAAGAUGUGCUGUGGUUUUUGGGCCUGCCCUGUGGUCAGAGGUAUGAAACCAUGGGUUCUGUCUUCUGAGCGCUGCUACCAACCACGCCUCAGUGUUUCACUGCGGAGCGUGAACGCAUGACUUUCCUGCUGCUCUGAAAGUCCCCUUGUGUAGAGUGCAACAUGCAUGCGCAUGAGCUGAUGCUUUCCUGUUACUGAUCAGGUUCAAAAAGAAAACUGAAAUUCUCCAAGUCAAAACACCCAAAAUUCAACAUCCCCAAAAUAAAGUGUGUGCAGUUAAAAUGUAUCAGCCAAUUUCAUCUGCAAGAGAGGCACUAAAUAUCCUGCUUGAAGUAUCAGUAGCGAUUGCAAGCAGAAACCUAAACAGACCAAGCAAGGUCUCUGUAUAUGCUGCUACUUGUUUAUGGCCAUCAGCAAAAGGAGCUGCACAGGGUAACGCUUCAGCAGAACCCUCCUCUUGGAAAGUGCAUGUUAGUGUGGAAGGGCUGCUGCUCAAGGCAGGGAGCACUCCAUGUCCAGCUCAGAAACACAAGUGAGCACAUGCUUAACUUCAAGCAGAUGAGUAGUCCUUGCAGAAGUGAAUCCUUGAAAGUAUUAAGAAAACUAUACGACUUGCAUAGCAUAAAUGGAGUCAUACCAUCACAGUGGAUUGCUUCUUGAAAGAUUUCUUGGGGUUUUUAACAAGCUGACCCACGAGACAUUACUUUUUGACAAAUAAAACAUGUGCAUGUUACAGAGUUAUGUAUGUUAAUUUCCGACACUUGAAAAUCUUGACCUUCACAUUCUGUAGUAAGUUUGUAUAGGGAUUGCUAACUGAUAUUCUUCAGUGUGUGGACGCAGAACACUGCCACUGUUAUUAUUUAAUUCCAUGCAAUAUUUUAAAAAUGAACCAUAUAUGAAGUACGAACUGUGCUUGGAGUCAAAAUGUUGAGAAGUGAUAUUGAAAGCAGUUAUCUUUAUUUUCCCUUUUUGAGUCAGGUGAACAAACAAGGCCAUGCAUCUCCACACAGCUGUGCAAUCUGGCACACCUCAUUUGGGUUCUGUCCGAGCAAGUUCCAUUACAUCCAAACCCAAUUACAUACACAGCCAAAAAGAGGAGCUGAAAACAGUUGUGCUAUUCUGUUUUUUCUUCUUCUUUCACCUUCAUAAAAAACUCGGGCUUGUGGACACACCUGUAAGCCAGCAGCUGGGGAAGAAUCCCAUACAUUAUGUUCAAUAUCAGAAAAAACUGUUUUGCUUCUUCAGGGACUCUGUAGAUGUAAGGAGUUCGGGCAUGAAGAGAAGCACCAAUAUGGGAAAACUGAGCCUGUGGUGUGUAUAUAAUGUGCAUAUUGGGGAAAAAAGAAAAAAAGAAGGUAAAGUUUAUGAACAUUUUGGAAAUGUUUGGACAGCAUAUUCCGCAUACAAGUAUGCAUCUCCUGUGACAAUUUCCCUUUUAUUCCUCAAUUAUCCUUCAUAUGUUUGUAUGGCAGUGAACUAAGGUCAUUCAUAACUCAGUAUAGAGAAGAAAGGGAGCUAUCGGUGUCAUAGCAGGGGGUGAUUUUGUGGACACAGCACUGAUCUUUACAUUAGGUAUAGGAUUUCACCCUCAGUUAUGGAUGAUUAUUCAUGCACCAGGCUCUGUAAUCCUUCCCCAGGCAAACAGCCACCAAGCCGUGCAUCGCUGCCCGGUGCUGCGCUGGGUGUCAGCCCAGAGGCGGGGGUGGGGCCUGCAGCCACCUACCAUCGUGUUUGGCAUCAGCGAUCAGCAGUCAGACAUUCUAAAUAAAGUCAGAGAAUAAAAUCUGGAA
Messenger RNA from Centrocercus urophasianus (Greater sage-grouse), 4015 nucleotides. RefSeq names its product HDGF like 3 (gene HDGFL3). Gene Ontology annotation, cellular component: nucleus. Gene Ontology annotation, biological process: regulation of transcription by RNA polymerase II. Lineage: Eukaryota; Metazoa; Chordata; Aves; Galliformes; Phasianidae. Gene Ontology annotation, molecular function: double-stranded DNA binding; transcription coregulator activity. Bases 23 to 634 code for a protein of 203 amino acids. The transcript is spliced from 6 exons. The record is from RefSeq and is a predicted model, not a curated record.